This is a messenger RNA of Penaeus vannamei (Pacific white shrimp), 1176 nucleotides long. Lineage: Eukaryota; Metazoa; Arthropoda; Malacostraca; Decapoda; Penaeidae. The record is from RefSeq and is a predicted model, not a curated record.
AGAGAGAGAGAGAGAGAGAGAGAUAUCUGUUAUGUAAUCCUGUCCUUUUUUUUAUACGUAUCCGUGUCGUGAAAAUAUGCGUUGUGUAAAGAAAAAGAUUCGGGACAUACCAAAGUGCAUAAGGGCGGACGGACUAAUGGUGACGUGUUAAGUCCAGAUCUUUAAAUAUGGGACCCAUAAGAUGGGCUGUGGGAAGGCUACUGAUGCCGCAGUCUCCAGUGCACAUCAGCCAGCGAUUUCUUCCUGAAGCUCGGAGGCGCUUUUACAGGAGUGUUACAGUGGCGGGAACUGGUAAUGAUUAUGAAGUAAACUUGGAUCACAGGAAGUUGAAGACGCCAAUGGGAAAUGUGUUUCAGGUGCCAAACCAUGGGUUGGCUUUGGCUGUAGCACAUGAGUGGGCUUCUGUCAAGGACAAGAUCCAACCCAGCCUGAUGCACCUGACAUCUCUUUCUAACACUGUACUGGACAACCCAGCCAGAGGAACAAAGUGGGAUUUUGCUGACAAGAUUUUGGAAUACCUUGAAACAGACACAGUAUUGUUCCCGGGUGAGACCACAGAUGACCUCGUAGAGCUGCAGAGAAGAGAGUGGGAUCCUGUGAUAGAAUGGUUUAAUAAGAAGUUUGAGAUUGACCUCCAGCCUGCAGUUGGAAUAUGCGGUGCGGACAUUCCCAUGCAAGCCCGGGAAAGUAUACGCCGGUAUCUCCUGUCUUACGACAUUUGGGCCAUCACUGGAUUUCUCUAUGGCGUGGAGGCAUUGAAAUCUGUGAUAUUAACUGUGGCAGCUGCAGAACGAAAGUUGACAGCAGAAAAGGCUGUUGCACUCUCUAGGCUAGAACUACAGUACCAGACAUCUCGUUGGGGAUCUGUGGAAUGGGCACAUGACCUUGACCAGUAUGAUCUCGAAGCAAGAUUUUCUGCAGCUCUUCUCUUCAUUCUCUUCAAUACCUCUCAGACAUCAGUGAAACAAAAGACAAAGCAAUAACACCAUGUAUUCUGAGUGAUUGUUCACUCUCUUUGUAUAGACUUCCGUAGUUAGAAUAACCAUAUUGUGUUUUUUGUACAUAUGUUAAGCUUAAUAAUACUUAUGUGAUUGUUGUCUAUAUUGUUCUUUGCAAAGAGCUUAUAUGUACAAUAUUUCAUUGAAAGAAAAAAAAAAAAAAUUAUGUAGCCUAUUA